Molecule: messenger RNA, 6228 nt
Organism: Dreissena polymorpha
Lineage: Eukaryota; Metazoa; Mollusca; Bivalvia; Myida; Dreissenidae
Product: anillin-like
Exons: 25
Coding region: 125-4288 (1387 amino acids)
Biological process (GO): mitotic cytokinesis; actomyosin contractile ring assembly; septin ring organization
Cellular component (GO): actomyosin contractile ring
Source: RefSeq, a predicted model, not a curated record
CGUGCAUCUGUCCCGAUACACAACGUUAUUUUAAACCGCCAGUUUCAAACAAAUUAGGUCAACACAAAGGUUCAAAAGCACCGGUAAUUUUUGAAAAUACCCGUGUAAGUGGAGUUGGUGAACAAUGGAUCCAGACACAGAGAGAAUAAUAGAGAGGACUCGCCAACGGAGGGCUAUGUUAGAUCAGAAGUUUGGAAAAACUCCAGACCCUGCACCGCGGAAACGUUUCCUUGAAGACACAACCAACCAACCUGUGCAAAAAACAGUGGAAGAUGAUUCCCCAAAACGGCAGAGAACAUGGGAAGCAGAUGGUCAUGGCAAGUCUGACACCCCAGCUAUCAAAAGUGUGCAGUCAAGAAUGGCUGGUCUGGCAACUGAUAGGCAGCUUCUUGAAGGUACCAAUGAUGGCGACAUGAAGGAAAACAGAAGCCGUCCUGUUGCAAUGGAAACCGACCAUAAUCCAACAAAGUCACCGGCUGCAAUCAAGUCUCGCUUUGCGAAGCUGGCUCAAGAUCUUGACGAGUUUGAGUGUGACAUGUCGCACCCACGAAUCAAGAAAGAGGAAGAGAAAAAGACCAAAUGGCAGCCUCCAAAACGUGACGACGGGGUGCCACCAAAUAACCAUAACUUUGAUGCCAAAGACCGACAUGUGAGCUCACCACAAAAAGAAUACGAGCUUUACCAGGGCCCUAAAAGAAACAACAGCAAUGGCUCCAACCCAGCCCCAUCUCCAAAGAAGACGCAGGCCCCUGCACCUCCCAUGGCUCCGCCCCUGCAGGACAUGCCUCCCGCCAAACCCCCACGGGCCCCAUCCCCAUUGCGGGCUAGAUCCCCUGCCAGGGCACCCGUGGGCUCGCCCCACGUGAGCACCCACACAGUAAACCUUCAGCAGCCGCAGAAUGUCGCCUCUCCGAAAUUCACACACCAUGUGCGCACCAUGGUGAAUCAGGAGCCGGUGAACAAGCGAGCCGAUGACUCAACCUCAGGAGACGAGCCCACUGAGAAGCCUGUGACCGACAGGCUCGCCACGUGGAAGAAAGCUGCAGGCACCCCGAGUAAACCGAAGGAAAAAGAUCCUACUGAAACUCCGUUGUCAGAGAGGUUUGCAGGAUGGGAACAGCGUGUCACACAGACCCCAAAAGCAGACAGCACGCCCGCCAGGAGGCCACCACAAGGUCAACGGCAGAUCACCACGCCAAGCCAUGUGCAGCAGGCUGCCGGGUCACAAGGUUACCUGCCGGACAAUGACCCUGCUGCCAAACCUGUGUCCGAUAUCCGGGCCAGCUGGAAGGAGGCGGACGCCAAGAGCAAGCCUGCGCGAGAGGAGGAGCCUACCGCUUACUCUGUGAAUGACAGAAUGUCUGCGUGGGAAACGAUGUCAUCGUCAAACCAGGUUAGCAACAUCAAAAAAGUGGACCCCGGUUCAAACAAGGGGCCUACUUGGAAACCGACGGGGACCCCAAACAAGGGCCUCACUCCUCAGAAGAGCUUUAAGGAGUCAAUUGAGGAGAGGGCCUCACAGAUGGGCCGUGGGAAAGCAGUCGAGGGACUCCCACCUAGACCUCCAGCCCCUAAUAAUAGCGCUGCAAGGUCGCCUGUGAGGUCCCCCAGCAAGGUGGGGGGUCAGUCCCCCACAGUGCGUGUGCCCAGUCCCCAGGCAGCCUCCCCCACAGGGAGGGUGGGCGGGGCCACUAGAUCACUGCAGCAGAAGAUACUGGAACAGGUCCAGCAUAGCAAGACUGACAUGCUUGCAGACAAGCUCCGUCAAGAAAGGAUGGCUGAGGUGAAUGCCCUCAAUAAUCGGUACCAGAAUGGAAUACUCAAGGAUGACAGGGUCCUUGAGACAAAGUCAAGUGCAGAGGAAAACAACACUGCUCCACCCCCUGCUCCUCCUGCACCCUCGGCCCGUGGGGCAGCCAAGGGAGGUAAUCUAGAAGCCAAGGGAGGUAAUCUGGACCCAAAGAGUCAGAAAAGGGAGACGAUUAGGGACAAGGCAAGAGACGCCUUUAACAGCAAGCUUCAGGCGAUGGGGUUUGAACUUUCAGACGAGGGCGCCUCCUCCUACCCAGUUAACCCCAAAGACCGCCAGCCCUCGUCGGCCACCAAGAAACCAAGCAGCAUUUAUAGACUGGUUUCCAAACGCAGCGAUGAGGAGGAGAAACCAGUCGUCAAGCAGCAGUCGAGCUCAAGCCUCAAGAAGGUGCAGUUCCAGGAUACGAACUCGAGUUUUGACAGUCAAGACAGCCAGGAAAGGACCGAUGAUCAGGUGACAGAAACAGACUCAGAAGGCAUGGACGAGACGGAAGACAGCAUGGAUCCAACUUCAGAGGGGACACAGUCCGAGAGCCAGGACUCCUUCGAGGAAACCUACGACGGCGGAAGUGGCUCAGAGUCCAGUAUCCCAGAAUCCUACAAGAGCCCGUCAAAACGUGGGGACUACAGGCCCUCGCCCCAGAGACCACCGAUUCAUGACAUGGACUCAGACGACGUCAGUUUGAGCGCGUUUGUUCCCGCAUCCGUACGGCGGGAGAGCCUCAUGCCCCCACCUGGCCGUGUUCAAGAAGACACGGGCAGUGGGACCAGCGAGGACAGCUUUGACCGGGAGGAACAUGAACAGCAGCCAUGCUGGCCUGGAGCGUCGUACGACAUGCACGUGGAUUAUCCAAAGGGGGGUACGAAGCAGCAGCAUGUAGAUGAGAGCGGGAACAGCGAUGAUGAUAGCUGUGACAGGCAAGAGAUGGAUGAUCUCCUCGACGAAGCCUUUGAUGACAUCUCAAAAGCAGACGUGGAACUUAGAAACAAGGAGCCUGUUCCUCAUCCUCGAAAGCGCCAGAGCCACAUGUAUGCUACGACAGAGGGGGCUGUCGGACUGCCCAAGGACAACAACAACGAGGUCACCAUGAGAGCCAAGAGUGACGGCCUCGCGUACAGCGUAUCCAUGUACAGGACUAGUCGCCAUACAAAGAUUAGGACCACAGUUGAUUUCCGAGACCACCUGAGCGCAGAGUGCCCGCCAGUGGUUCAGCGUAUCGUGAGGAACAGCGAGUACACACACCAGGCCCCCAGGGAGGAGGACAUACAGAUGCCCUCACAGCUGCCCCUGGACAUGCAGAGGAAGACCAUAGACGAGCGAAUCAAGGAGUUGAAUGAACUAGUGACCCAGGAACAGAGCGUGAUCAUGCAGACAAGCAACGCCCUAAAUCAGUGUUGCAUGGGUGACUCACAGUUUGCAGGCUCGACUGAACAAGUGGAGUGUAACCGACUGCUCCUUGUGUCAUGCCAGCGCCGACAGGCCUAUCUGACAGAGGCCCAGCGGUUGAAGGAGACCCGACAGCUGGAGCCCGCAAACCAGCAGGGACCCAAGGGCUCCCUGAGCAUCAGCGAUAUCAGACUGCCCCUCAAGAAGGACUUUGUCACUAAAAUAGGCACCGCUACAGACAACACGACGCACUACUUUGUGAUUUUGAUCCGCAAUGGACCACAAGUGAUCACUACGCAGAUGCUGUCCACCCACGAUCCACUGAUGCGCGGUAGUCUGGACUUCCCCAAUCUCAUCAAAAUACACGGCAUUUCUGCGAACUUCAACAUAAACCUUGAGAUCUACAGCAUGUCUGUUUCUCGUGAACACGUUAAAGACAAAAAGAAGAAGACGCCCAAGAAACAGAAACAUCAGAGCCACAUGCCUUUGGAGAGCCCGGGUGGACCCCUUGCAGUGAGAACCACCAGCUUCUUCCUGAUCACCACCCUGCCCAUCACCAUGAGGAGCCUGGAUAAGAGCAGCUUUAACCUGGAACGGAUCCCGUACCUGUCACCACUGCACGGCAUGAUCUACAUGCGUCUCAAGUGCAUGAUGGAGCAGCACGUAGAGGAGCGGGGCUUCCUCACCAUGUUCGAGGAUGUCGAGGGGCUCGGCUCCUGGCACCGCCGCUGGUGCGUCCUCUCAGGGAACAAGCUCUGCUACUGGAAGUACCCUGAUGACGAGAACAAGAAGGAUCCAAUGGGAUACAUCGACAUGAAGCGUGUGAUCACAGAAAAGGCAGGGCUUAUGCCACGGGACAUCUGCGCGCGUCCAAACACGUUCGAGCUAGUGUCUGUUCGUCCCCCGAUGCGCGGCGAGCAGGACACCCUCGUGACAAAGACCUACAACACAAUGACUACAACUAGAUUCAUGUUGUCGGCAGAUACCAAGGAAGAAAGGAUCGUUUGGUGCAAUAAAAUUAAUCGCGCUCUGGCCAACAUCAGGACAUGGCACGCUGAUGCAAUGAGGCCAAUAAAGGCCCCAAAAUAAGUCAGCAUGUGCAAUCUGCAUUGUCAGAAAUCUUGUUCUGAGAUACACAACAUGUUAUAGAAAUGAGGCCCAUCAGCUUCCUUUGUGACAGUGGUUGGUUUUGGACUUGAUGUUCAUAUUGUUAUAUUACAAUAUUAUUAUCCUAAACACAUGUAUGUGUAUUGAUAUAGAGAUAUUUAAGUAGCUAUAUAAUCGUCAUUCUAUAUUUUUAUUACGCAGAAGGUUGCAUGCAAGUUUGUUGUUGACCUUGUAUUUUUAACUAUGAGAGGGUGUUUCACAUACUUAACACUGUCAAUUGUACUCCAGUAAUCAUGAUCUGCUAAAUGAUGUGGCGCUAACAUUUGAAUAAUAAUCUGUAAUUUGUAUUACCUAAUAUAACAGGUAUUAAAACGGUAUUGUCUCUUUUUGUGUAGGUGAUAUUCCUUUAAUGCCACAAUGGUAAUAUUACAAACCUGGCCUGUAUUCAAAAACCCCAAUCCUGUAGAGAAAUAGACCGGUAAAGUUUUAGAGUAAAAAAGUGUCUACCUACUGGUAUAUAGUUGUAUACAGGUGUCAAUAACCCUUUUAAAACAGAUGUUAUAAAGUAAUCAUAAUACAUUACAAAGAUGCAGAACUGAUACAAAUUAACAUUAAUGCACUCAUAAAACACUUGUUUUUUAUGCCCCGGGAUUGAAUGAUGGGGCGUAUAUUGUUUAUGGGCCAGUCUGUCUGUUAUUGUAUGUGUGUGUCUGUCACAAAACUUUACCUUGGUCAUAAAUUUUGCAAAAUUGAAUAUAGCAACUUGAUAUUUGGCAUGCAUGUGCAUCUCAUGGAGCUGCACAUUUUGAGUGGUGAAAGGUCAAGGUCAAAUAUAUGGCUUCAAAGCGGCGCAGUAGGGGGCAUUGUGUUUCACAAACACAGCUCUUGUUUGUUAGAGUAUUCUUAGAAUAUGGUCAAAGAAGACAGCAAUUCGGGUCAAUUCAUGCCCUGAACUUUGCAAAGUUAAAUUUUGCUUGGCUGUAAUGCGCUUUUGUCUGAAAUUCCUCAUGUAUGUGGUAAACAUUUUAAAACUUAGUGAUUUGUUGGUACAAGGUGUGUCUUUGGAGGGAAAACAACAACAAAUUAAAUUUUCCACUUAAGACAGUAGAUCAAUUUUUUUUUUAAUAUUUCUACAAUACGUUUGUCCAUUCACCAUGACUGUUUGUUGACUUUGCAAUAUUAAAUAUUGUAAACAUUAUGGACAGCAGUGAUGUGAAACAUGGACAUUGAAUUACCUAUCAAUUUUACCAUUUGUCUUUCAUUUAUUGUAAAUAUUCAUGAAUCAUACUGUAUUGUUCCUAUGUCAUUACUAUUCGGAUCAUUCUCCACUUCUCUAUUACUGUAUUUUACCAGUACAAAUAAAUGUGUUGUAUGUCUCAUGAAAUCUUUUUAGGUACACUGUGAAUAAAAUUGAAGCAAUACCAAAUCAUUAGUCAGGCUAUAUUAUAUUUGUUGUUCAGAUCUUUAGUGACUAAAAAAUUUCUGUCAAAAUUCAUGUUUUAAUUAUAAAACAUUGUUAUUUAUUAACAAUUGCUUACUAGGGAAAUGAAGCGAGAAUCCUAUAGAUUUUUUUGUAUGAUGUGUAUAGGUCUUUAAAGAAAGUGUUGCAAAAAGUAAGCACAAUAGAAUAAGUAAGAUUGCUUCUUGUAUUCAAUUUAAUUAAAGGAAAUAAAACAUAUUUAAAUGCUCAUUUGAUGUAAAUUUCUAUACUGUUUUUCUGCGCUAAUUGAAUGUUGUAUACAUUUGUAUUGCAAGAGUGUUAUCUAUGUUUUGUGUAUUUAUAUAUUCAAAAUGCCCUAUUUCUUCAGUUUCUGAUAACUAGUAACUAUGUCUUGACUAUGUCUUACUAUUUGUAAAUAAUUAUUAUACUAUUACUAUAAUUUGUGCUUUUGUAGAAAGGUAAUAAAAAAUAAGCAACAUUA